GCUCUCCUCCGCGUGGGGCCGGGCCCGGCCCCGCACCUCCCCCGGCCCCGCACGCCGAGCGCCGUCCGUGAGGAUCGGGGGGAGUGGGCGGCGGGCGAGCUCCAUCCGCACUCUGCUGCCCCCGGCCUCCAUCCGGGCCCGGGCCUUUCCCUCUCCCUCAGCCUGGAGCUCCUCCUGGCCCCUCCCCGCCGCCCCGGGCCGAUCCCCCAUGGCUCUCCCUCUCCUUUUCCUUCUCCCUUUCCCUCUCCCCGUUCUUCUGUCUCAUUCUCUCUUCCCCCUGCAGCAGAAGAAGCCCGUGGCGAAAGGUGGCAAAAAGAAGAAGCAGGUGCUGAAGUUCACGCUGGACUGCACGCACCCUGUUGAGGAUGGCAUCAUGGAUGCCGCUAACUUCGAGCAGUUCCUGCAGGAGCGGAUCAAGGUGAACGGCAAAGCGGGGAACCUGGGCGGGGGCGUGGUGACCAUCGAGAGGAGCAAGAGCAAGAUCACGGUCACGUCGGAGGUGCCGUUCUCCAAGAGGUACCUGAAGUACCUGACCAAGAAGUACCUGAAGAAGAACAACCUGCGGGACUGGCUGCGUGUGGUGGCCAACAGCAAGGAGAGCUAUGAGCUGCGCUACUUCCAGAUCAACCAGGACGAGGAAGAGGAGGAGGAGGAGGAUUGAGCCCUGCUGCCGACAGCCAUUUUGUACAGUUUUGCUUUUCUGGAAUAAACAGCGGCAGAGUUGUUCAUA
Corapipo altera (White-ruffed manakin) is the source of this 730-nucleotide messenger RNA. It is a transcript of the gene RPL22, whose product is annotated as ribosomal protein L22. Gene Ontology annotation, cellular component: ribosome. Gene Ontology annotation, biological process: cytoplasmic translation. Lineage: Eukaryota; Metazoa; Chordata; Aves; Passeriformes; Pipridae. Bases 209 to 661 code for a protein of 150 amino acids. The transcript is spliced from 3 exons. The record is from RefSeq and is a predicted model, not a curated record. Gene Ontology annotation, molecular function: structural constituent of ribosome; RNA binding.